Molecule: messenger RNA, 498 nt
Organism: Symbiodinium pilosum
Lineage: Eukaryota; Dinophyceae; Suessiales; Symbiodiniaceae
Source: the annotation of a GenBank genome assembly
GACCUCGCGAUAGGAACGAAUUUGGCGCAGCUCCCAGCUGAAACACCCAUCCGUUGGUUCCAAUAUGUCAACAUCUACACCAAGUCUCCAGUGAUCGAGCAGACAACUCCUGCAUCCCUGCUGAUUUCGGACACCGUGGCGCAAAUUGUGGACGUAGAACUGUUGGACCAGGACCUAGAUGAGGAGGAGCUUGGGGGCAAUGUCACCUGGACCGUGGCGCGGGACCUGCCGCUAAUCGCCCACUUCACCGUGUACUUUACUGAGAAUGACACCUGGGAGACCGGGCGCGUUCGUGCUGGCGAGGAUGUAGCCCCGGUCGAAUUCGCGGAGUUAUUCAUCCCACCGGACACCAGGCCGCCACUGGAGACCUUCAGCUGGAUCUCCAUCUUCCCUAGCUCCCUCCUUGCUGAGCGCACAACACCCUUCUCGUCGUCCAUCAACGACACCAUCUCGCCGGUCUUGAAUGUGUCCUUCCUUGAUCUGGACUUGGACUUGGGC